AUGACCUCCAACUACAACACCAGACAAUGGGCCAACCGCGUCCGCGCCAAGGAUGACGAGAAUGUCUCCCAAAAGGAAGACCAGCAAGGUGGCUCUUCUCCUUGGGAACCUACCAAGCAGUACACCGCGCCCUCUCAGUCCGCCGGUGGACGCUCGCAACCCGCCGAUGCCUCUGCCAGUGAUCCUUCCUCUCAGCAACAGCCCUAUAGCUCGAAAUAUCAUUUCACCCAUGACGAGCUGGCUCACCCAGACGAGUAA
Molecule: messenger RNA, 258 nt
Organism: Aspergillus alliaceus
Lineage: Eukaryota; Fungi; Ascomycota; Eurotiomycetes; Eurotiales; Aspergillaceae
Exons: 2
Coding region: 1-258 (85 amino acids)
Source: RefSeq, a predicted model, not a curated record